This is a messenger RNA of Trichomycterus rosablanca, 834 nucleotides long. RefSeq names its product endonuclease domain-containing 1 protein. The transcript has 2 exons. Lineage: Eukaryota; Metazoa; Chordata; Actinopteri; Siluriformes; Trichomycteridae. The record is from RefSeq and is a predicted model, not a curated record. Bases 1 to 834 code for a protein of 277 amino acids. Gene Ontology annotation, molecular function: hydrolase activity; nucleic acid binding; metal ion binding.
AUGUUCAUACAGGCUGCAGUCGUGGAUGACUUUAACCAUGUUGAUCGUUGUAAGGACUCGCUGUUCAGGGGCACCCCACCUCGAGGCUACCUCAAAAAAUCCCUGAAGAAGAUCUGCCAACGUUAUGAGGGUGCUCCACGCUUUGUUACGCUCUAUGACGCCCAGAAGCACAUUCCUGUCUACUCUGCCUACACGUUUAAGAAAUCAGAUGGGGAGAAAAGUGUGGACUUUCCUUGGAUGUUUGAACCUCAGUUGGCAUCUGACGAUGCCAGUGGUGACAUGCAGCCCUUUACCCAGUACUCCUAUAUGGCCAACAAUUUUGAAGAUUCACAGGCUGUGCUAGAGGACUACACAGAUAUGAUCCGAUAUGAGCGUGGCCAGCUCAAUCCAGACCAGCACCAGUCAAACCCGUUGGACAAAGUUGCUACUUACACCCUAACCAACGUGGUGCCACAAAUUAAAGAGUUCAGCAACGGACCCUGGGCUGCACACCAGCAACUCAUACGAAAGCGGCUCAACAACUAUUGCCAUGGAAAGGCCUACAUCAUCACAGGGGUCACAACCUCCGGCAGCAUGAUCCGGCAUAAUAACCUGGACCGUGUGGCCAUUCCUGAGUACAUGUGGACUGCCUACUGCUGCACUGAAUACGACCGUAAUGCACCUUAUUCUGAGCGCUACAAAUUCCCAGCGUUUGGUGCCUAUGGACUAAACGAUCGUGUUAACAAUAACCUGUUAGAGGUUCCUGUUAAAAACCUGGAGAAUUUCCUGAGGAACCGAAUGGAAGUAGACAAGAACUUCCAGAUCUUCUAUAAUGACUGCAUGUCUGACCAUUAA